Molecule: messenger RNA, 984 nt
Organism: Saxophila tyrrhenica
Lineage: Eukaryota; Fungi; Ascomycota; Dothideomycetes; Mycosphaerellales; Extremaceae
Exons: 2
Coding region: 1-984 (327 amino acids)
Source: RefSeq, a predicted model, not a curated record
AUGGACACUAUCAGUAUUGCCAAAGAUCAUGAAGCUGUUCGUACAGUACUCGGAGAUGAGAAACUGGCAUGGUUAGGCGCGAGUUAUGGGACACAGCUGGCGACUCAGUACGCAGAACUAUACCCUGACAACAUACGAACCAUUGUCUUAGACGGCGCGGUUUCUUCAGCUGCUCCGUCGAUCGCAUCAUUCGUGGAGUCAGCAGUGUCAAUGGAUGACGCCUCUGCACAGUUCUUCGACUGGUGUGAUCUUCAAAGCCCCACAUCUUGCCCUCUAGCCGGCCAUGCACGGGCGCCCAAGGAGAUCUGGAUGGGCCUUUUGAAGGAGCUGAGAAAGUCGCCAAUGUCGACUUGUCGCGCCUGGGGAGCUCCAUGCGUCACCGACCCUUUGACCGAGAGAGCGCUUAUCGCCAUAGCAGCGGACAGCUUGUACCUGCCAAACACUGCUCGAUGGAGCUUGAUUGCUCGAGCGAUACAUGAUGCCAGCAUUCACAACGAUGCUUCUUUGCUUGCUACUUCCCGCGGAGUGCUGGGAACUUCGAACCACGCAUUCUACGCCGUCAGCUGUGCAGACAAUGACCACAACGACACCUCGUACUACGACGUCCUUUCGCGAGAAACCCUAGGCCGUUUCGAAGCGCCCCUCAUGCAGGGAUUCUCCUACGAAUGGGAGGUACAACAGGCGUGUGCCGGACUUCCGCCACCAACUCGAAACCCACCUCACGCCGUCGACAUCCCGCGGAGCAUGUCGUUCCCAACGGUUCUCAUCGUGACCACUGUUUGCGAUCCAAUGACACCGAUGUCGUGGGCAAUGGGCUUUCAUGAGGAGAUCGGGAAAGACAGGAGUGUGCUUGUGACCAGGGAUGCCACAGGGCACACGACGUAUUUUGCGCCGGAGGCGUACAAUGGCUCGACUGUUCGUGCGAUGAACGAGUACCUCUUGGCUCUGAAGGUCCCGGAACAAAGUGUGGUCUUUGAUACUUGA